Molecule: messenger RNA, 711 nt
Organism: Rasamsonia emersonii CBS 393.64
Lineage: Eukaryota; Fungi; Ascomycota; Eurotiomycetes; Eurotiales; Trichocomaceae
Product: Cysteine synthase
Exons: 1
Cellular component (GO): cytoplasm
Molecular function (GO): cystathionine beta-synthase activity; cysteine synthase activity
Source: RefSeq, a predicted model, not a curated record
CACAUCGGGUCUCUAGGCUACAAGACAAUCAUCACACUCCCGGAAAAAAUGUCUGCUGAGAAAGUCUCCGUCCUACGCGCUUUGAAUGCGACUAUUAUUCGCACCCCUACGCAGGCCGCGUACGACUCGCCAGAAUCCCACAUUGGAGUCGCAAAGCGCCUGGAGAAAGAGUUGCCCAACGCGCACAUCUUGGAUCAGUACAGCAACAUAAAUAAUCCACUGGCGCAUGAACUCGGCACCGCUCAAGAGAUUUGGACUCAGACGAACGGAAAGAUCACAGCCGUCGUUGCAGGUGCAGGAACUGGUGGUACAAUCACAGGUCUAUCUCGAGGGUUGAAGAAACAUAACCCAAAUGUCAAAGUCAUUGCGGCUGAUCCACAUGGAUCUAUCCUGGCCUUGCCUGCUUCGUUGAACACCGAGCAUGCAAACAAGCCAUACAAGGUGGAAGGUAUCGGAUAUGAUUUUAUCCCCGAUGUCCUCGACCAGCAUGCGGUGGACAAAUGGUACAAGACAGGAGACAAGGAAUCUUUCCAAUAUGCCCGGCGCCUAAUCGCCGAGGAAGGUCUCCUGGUAGGUGGAAGCAGUGGGAGCGCUAUUGCUGCGAUGGUACAAGCUUGCAAGGAUUAUGGCUUUGGAAAAGAUGACGUCGUCGUAGUCAUCCUCCCGGAUAGCAUUCGAAGCUAUCUCACCAAGGUGAGUCGCAUCGUCUGA